Molecule: messenger RNA, 1590 nt
Organism: Grosmannia clavigera kw1407
Lineage: Eukaryota; Fungi; Ascomycota; Sordariomycetes; Ophiostomatales; Ophiostomataceae
Product: coatamer subunit protein
Exons: 5
Coding region: 1-1590 (529 amino acids)
Biological process (GO): endoplasmic reticulum to Golgi vesicle-mediated transport; retrograde vesicle-mediated transport, Golgi to endoplasmic reticulum; Golgi localization
Cellular component (GO): cytosol; COPI vesicle coat
Source: RefSeq, a predicted model, not a curated record
AUGAGGUGGGAAAAGCUCCCUAUGAGGGGCGGCGGUAUGGGUGCAUCUCUUGUUGUCCUCGCUGCUUCCAUUUGCACCCGCGGCGGCAAAGCCGUCCUCUCCCGACUGUUUCGGGACAUGCCACGGUCCAGGAUCGAAGGCCUCUUGGCGUCUUUUCCCAAGCUGGCCGACAGCGGCACGCAGCACACCACUGUCGAGCAGGACAACGUUCGCUUUGUUUACCAGCCAUUGGACGAGCUGUACAUGGUUUUGAUCACCAACCUGCAGUCCAACAUCCUUCAGGAUAUCGAUUCGUUACACCUCUUCGCACAGGUGGUAUCGAGCGUGUGCAAGAGCCUCGACGAGCGCGAGAUCCUACGCAAUGCCUACGAGCUUCUGAGCGCCUUUGACGAGCUGGUGACCCUCGGUUACCGCGAAAACCUGACUCUCGGUCAAAUCAAGACAUUUCUGGAGAUGGAGAGUCAUGAGGAGCGCAUACAAGAAAUCAUCGCGCGUAACAAAGAACUCGAGGCUACAGAGGAGCGCAAACGAAAAGCCAAGCAGUUGGAACUGCAACGCAAGGAUACUGCACGACGAGGCGUUAGUAGUGCGCCUCGCACUCCUGUCUAUCCCACGUACAAUGCUCCGACACAGAACACGGCUACAGACUCGUACGACUCGUACGAGGCCGAGAAGAAAAAGGCCCGUCCGGCAGUGGCUCUCAAGGGCAAGGGGAUGCAACUGGGCAAGAAGUCGAAGACUACAGACAUGUUCGAGCGCGUCCGCGGCGACCUGGGGCCCGAGGCCGAGAUUCCCGUAGCCGCCGCCCCAGUAGCGACACCAGCAGCCGAUCUGGCGGCCUCUGGACAUCUGUCGACCGCAUUGGACCACGACGCCAUUCACAUCACCGUCAACGAGACAAUCAACGCAAAGUUGGCACGCGAGGGCAGUGUGACCUCGCUAGCCGUCACCGGCGAUCUCACCUUGCGCGUGUCGGAUGUCUCGCUCACCAAGAUCAAGCUUAACCUUGAUGCGCACCCAACACACGGCGCACAAUUCCGGACGCACCCCAAUGUCGACCGCAAUCUGUUCAAUGGGACCAAGGUGAUACAGAUGAGCAACACGGCCAAGGGCUUUCCUGUCAAUCAGGCCGUAGGCGUGCUGCGAUGGCGGGCGGCUCCGAAGACAGAGGACCCGUCAGCUCUUCCCAUCAGCUUCACCGUCUGGGUGAACAAGGGUGGUGACGGUAGCUCCACUUUGACGGUCGAGUAUGAGCUCACUGGCGGUGACCCACUCAAGGAUGUGAGCGUGGUCAUCCCGUACGCAAGCGCGGAACCCUCAAUCUCGAGCUUUGACGCCAAUUACGAGGUGUCCGGCGACUGCCUGGAAUGGUCGAUCGGCUCGGUGGAUGAGAGCAAUCCGAGCGGGACCUUUGAGUUCGAAGCGCAGACGGACGACGAGAACGACUUCUUUCCCAUGCACAUUCGUUUCUCCAAGUCGGCACCUUUUGUGGACGUUGACGUCACAUCGGUCGAGCUGCUGGAAAUGGGCGAAGAGGUCACAUUUUCCAAGGAAAUCAAGUCAGCGGCAGAUUCUUUCCUGAUUGAGUAG